AUGCGGCUGGGGCCGCUGGGCGCCGCGCUGCUGCUGCUGCUGCUGCUGCUGCCGCCGCCGCCGGGGAGCUCCCUCUUCUUCCCGGGACGCGCCUCGCCCUCGCCCGGCAGGCGCCCCUCCUGGUCCCGCGGGCGGCUCCGGCGGCAGGAGGACGCACAGGGCAGUUGUGGAACAGCCCCGCUUGUGAGCGUGCUGACAGGGUCCCGGAUUGUGGGGGGCACAGACGCUCAGGUUGGCGCGUGGCCCUGGAUCGUCAGCCUGCAGAUCCGGUCCGGAAAGUAUAUGGUUCAUAUAUGUGGGGGAAGCUUAGUGAGAAACAGCUGGGUCCUCACAGCUGCCCACUGCACUAGGGACACUAGGGAUCCUGUAAUGUGGCGAGCUGUGCUUGGAUCUAAUAAUAUAAAUGGGAGACGUCCACCCACCAAGAUUAUAAAGGUUAAAGCAAUCAUCAUCCAUCCAAACUUCAGUUUGGAAACUUAUGUAAAUGAUAUUGCACUUUUUCGAUUAAAAAAAGCAGUGAAGUAUAAUAACUAUAUUCAGCCUAUUUGUCUACCUUUUGAUGUUUUCCAAAGGCUGGAUGAAAAGACGGAGUGUUUCAUAGGUGGCUGGGGAAGAACAUCAGAAGGAGGUAAUGCUACAAGAAUGUUACAGGAAGCACAAGUGCGUUAUAUUUCUCCAAAAAUUUGUAAUUCUGAUAAGGGUUAUGGAAAUAUAAUUCCUAUAACUUCAUUUUGUGCAGGUGAUGAAGAUGGAAUUUUUGAUACUUGCAGGGGUGAUAGUGGUGGACCAUUAAUGUGCUACAUCCCAGAACAUAAACAGUUCUUUGUAAUGGGAAUUACCAGUUACGGAUAUGGCUGUGGCCGAAAACAUUUUCCUGGUGUCUAUUGUGCGCCAUUCUUCUACAAAACGUGGCUGACACAUCACCUCAACCAGACAAGGAACAAAGGCAUAUUUAAUAUAAACAGUCUACUCGGACAGGUCCUUGUUGCCUUAGGCUCUGCUGUCUUACUAGCAACUCCAUGA
Molecule: messenger RNA, 1023 nt
Organism: Pipistrellus nathusii (Nathusius's pipistrelle)
Lineage: Eukaryota; Metazoa; Chordata; Mammalia; Chiroptera; Vespertilionidae
Source: the annotation of a GenBank genome assembly